CGGAAAAGCCUCCUUAGGGUGCGUUGGGAGUUGGCCAUGCUGCGACGGCGGCCCCGAAGAUGAAGACGAAGAAAAGGAACGGCUCGCGCGAGGGGCAAUUUCGUUACGCGCUAGACACCUGCUCUAAGAACGGAGAUCUUUCAGGUGCACUCGAGCUCUAUGAGACUGCCGUCGCCGAGGGCUUGCGGCUCUCUGCGUACCACUUCAAUUCCCUGCUCCACAUCCUCUCUUCCUCGGUAGAAAACUUGGACGACGAGUCUUCCAAGCAGUCUACUGUCGAUACUGGCUCGCGAGUUUUCAACGCCAUGAUCGCUGCAGGCAUCGUGCCAAACGAAGCCACGAUCACUUCCAUGGCCAGGAUCGCAUCCUGCCAACCCGAUGGAAGCGGCGCAGACCUCGCUUUCGACCUCAUCAGGAACAUGAGGGAGAAGUACGCUGCCACUCCGAGGCUUAGGACCUAUGGGCCGGCGCUCUUUGCCUUCUGCCGGCAAUUGGAAGCAGAAAAGGCUUAUGCGCUGGCGAAUCAUAUGGUUUCAUCGGCCAUCAUGCCGGAAGAGCCAGAGAUUGCAGCACUACUGGAUGUUAGCGCUAAGGUAGGAAGGGAGGGGAAAGUUUAUGAGUAUCUGCACAUGCUGAGGAACAACGUGAGAUGUGUGUCUUCUUCCACAGCUGGGAUUUUGGAGGAUUGGUUCAACAGCAAAUCUGCAGCCGAGGCAGGGAGUUCUAGCUGGAGCACUGAAAGGGUUAAAGAUGCAAUAGUGAUCAAUGGCAGAGGCUGGCAUGGCCUUGGGUGGUUGGGAGGUGGGAGAUGGGAUGUUAACCGAACAAGUGUUGGUGCUGAUGGACAUUGCGCAAUGUGCUUCCAGCUAUUGGACUGUGUGGAUAUCGCUCAAAAGGAAACCAAGGAGUUUGCAGAUUCUGUGGCCAAUUUGGCCAUGGAAAGGGAAACCAUGUCUAAUUUCAAGCGAUUUCAGGAAUGGUUGGAAGAUAAUAAGGGAUGUGAUGCUAUUAUUGAUGGAGCCAAUGUUGCACUCUAUCAGCAGAACUUUGCAGAUGGCGGAUUUAGUUUGUCUCAGUUAAAUGAUGUAGCUAGUGAGAUUUUCAGAAGAAACAAGAAGAAAUGGCCACUUAUUAUUCUACAUAAUAAGCGUAUUCAAGCACUUAUGGGAGAUCCUUACAACAGGCAAUUGUUGGAUGCAUGGAGAUCUGAAGGAGCAUUGUACAUGACACCAAGCGGAUCUAAUGAUGAUUGGUAUUGGCUUUAUGCAGCUGUUAAACUUGGAUGUUUGCUUGUGACUAAUGAUGAAAUGAGAGAUCAUAUAUUUGAGCUGCUAGGAAGAUCCUUCUUUCCUAGGUGGAAAGAAAGACAUCAGGUCAGGUAUACUUUUGUGAAGGGUAAAUUGACUCUCGUGAUGCCACCUCCAUAUUCUGUAGUGAUUCAGGAAUCUGAAACAGGUUCAUGGCACGUGCCAUUAGAUGAGAUGUGCGACGAUGAGAAACAGCGAACUUGGCUCUGUAUUAGGAGACAAGGAUCCACCCAUGGUCCUUUGGAAGAUAUAACUGACAGUUUGGUUCAAACAAUUAGUGAAUCAUCGAUUAUUCCACCCGAGUGUAGCAACAUUUUCAAUAAUAGCACGAGGCAUGUGACUGGUAAAAGAAAGGAUAGAUCUGAUGGUCUCUGACCACCAGGCAGUAGAUUAUCUUCAAACUGUUGUACAACUUAUUUAUAUGGAGUUUGAUUUAUCUGUUUUAAAUUGGUUUUUGUUUAGAAUAUCAGCUGGGGAAGUUGAAAAUUUGGUUGGAAGUUGUUUGAGCAGUAAGCCUGUUCUUCUUA
Molecule: messenger RNA, 1834 nt
Organism: Zingiber officinale
Lineage: Eukaryota; Viridiplantae; Streptophyta; Magnoliopsida; Zingiberales; Zingiberaceae
Product: proteinaceous RNase P 2-like
Exons: 6
Coding region: 60-1682 (540 amino acids)
Biological process (GO): tRNA 5'-leader removal
Molecular function (GO): ribonuclease P activity; protein binding
Source: RefSeq, a predicted model, not a curated record